Candidozyma duobushaemuli is the source of this 963-nucleotide messenger RNA. RefSeq lists its product as uncharacterized. NCBI's taxonomy places the organism in Eukaryota, Fungi, Ascomycota, Pichiomycetes, Serinales, Metschnikowiaceae. The transcript is spliced from 2 exons. The record is from RefSeq and is a predicted model, not a curated record. Gene Ontology annotation, biological process: mitochondrial respiratory chain complex III assembly. Gene Ontology annotation, cellular component: mitochondrion. Bases 1 to 963 code for a protein of 320 amino acids.
AUGCUUCAGUCGACCCAUGCUGCCAAGGCCCUUCAAGCCAAAUUUGGUCUCAGGGCGUUGGCCACCUCCUCGCCAGCCCGCCUUCAGCAGGCAUCGCCUCUUGCAAACAAGGAGAACAUAGAGUCUCCCUCCAAGUUGGCUCAAGACUCCCAUCUACCAAAAGUACUCCCGGAAGUCAAGGGCAAGGUCCGUCAGCCAACCAGCAAGCAGCCAUUUUUGUCUGAUAACAAGAUUGAAAGUGAUCCUCACUACAAGAUGUCCGGCUGGUCAGAGAGCAUCGGCCAGUGGGUGGUGAAAACGUUUAACAUCGACAUGGACAAGUCCAGAGCUGGUCCGGUGGCUGGUUCCUUCUACUUCGGUGAAUGUAAACGUCAAGGUAUGUACUACCCUAACGAGCCACUCUCUGACACAGCAAGGUUCUUUUACGAGACCUUGGGCCUACCUAAGAGUUUUGCUCAGCAUUUCCAGAUCACCGCCUUGCACUACUGGAUGCUCUCCGUGAGAAUGAGAGCUUUGCCAUUCAAGUAUGGUAGAAACUACCAGCAAAAGUUGGUGGACAGAAUUUUCAGAGACAUGGAGUUGAGAAUGUCUGGUGAGUUGAACAUUGCAUCGAACAAGAUUAUCGAGAAAUACCUCAAAGAUUUCCACAAGCAGCUUUUGGGUGCCACCGUUUCCUACGAUGAGGGGCUCAUGACAGAUGAUAUUACUUUGGCUGCUGCACUCUGGAGAAACAUCUUCACCGGUAACGCAGACGCCGACAUGAGGCACAUUGAAGCCUUGGUGGGCUACGUGAGAUCCCAGCUCUAUGUGCUCAACCAGAUGAGCGAUCGUGAGUUCGGUUUUGGAAAAUUCACUUUCCCUUUGACGCUGUACCAAUUGGCCCGCUUGAGAGAGGCUGCUAAGGCUGAAUUUGCAAAAAACACUCUCCCAUCGCAGAAGAGUGUGCUCUCGUUGGACGAAUAA